Molecule: messenger RNA, 2403 nt
Organism: Debaryomyces hansenii CBS767
Lineage: Eukaryota; Fungi; Ascomycota; Pichiomycetes; Serinales; Debaryomycetaceae
Exons: 3
Coding region: 1-2403 (800 amino acids)
Source: RefSeq, a predicted model, not a curated record
AUGGAAAUGUCUAUUUAUUCAGGGGUUAAAGAGGCUAAUGAGGAAUCAAUCAAUGGAGAUGCCUUUCAUCCUGAGUCGUUGUUAAGGAGAAUAGCUAAGGAUAUUCCUCGGUCAGCAGUGGCAGAAAAUGACGAUCGGACCCGGGAUCCUAUAGUGGAUGAUUUGAUGAAAUUAUCAGCUCAUAAACCAUUGAUAGUGACUGAAAGAGGCUCUACAUUUCUACCUAAUGAGUCUAUUAAUCACUAUUCGUCGCAUUUAUCGGAGCUACUCUACUUAUUGAAUGAGGAGCGUGAUUUAGAUGAUACUUCGAGAAUGUCCAUAGAAGGAAACUUAUUCGAGUUAACGUCUUACAUUCCUAAACCAUCAUCGGCUAUAGAUAGUCAUUAUAGACUAUUCUAUCCCAAUGAACAGCUAUCGAAGAUAUUGAUCGACAAUUACGCACCGUUAUUAAAGUUUUCCUCCACUUACUUUAACUUGUCUUUAGCAUCACAUAUAACAAAGUAUAUGGUUGAAUUAGUUUAUAUGUUGCAAUACUGGGAGGUAUACCAUUUAUUGUAUCUUUUGCCUGAUUUGGAAUAUAUCUUAAAAUUGGUUGAUAUAGAGGUUGUUCAGACACCUUUUGGACCUCUUGUUAGGCCUCCAAAAAACUUAAUGGUCGAAUCAAUGUCCCAAGGCUUACAAUAUUCAUUUCCAUAUCCGUUCUAUAACUAUUCUUAUCAUUCGUUAGAUCCAACUGUGAAGAAAAGGAAAUAUUCAAAGGUUAACAUUACACCGUACAUUGAUAUAACAUUAGCAAGUUUACAAAACUCUGCAAAGAAAAGGCAAUUGGAUGCCCCAACUCCCAUAAAACAAGAGCCUGCAAUUAAAAACGUUGAUGCCAAUAAUAUAGAUGCAACAAAAGGCAAAGAAAAAGUAACAAGGAGCCAAGUUGAAAAGGUAGCCGACAAUGCUGAUGAUAGUAAAGAAUAUGAAUAUAGAACUAGAGGCACCACACGUAGGCAACAAAAUGACCUGAGCCAAGCCUAUAAUGAAACUUUCAACGAAGAUGAGAAUGAAAUCGAAGAUGAGAAUGAAGUUGAAGAUGAGAAUGAAGUCGAAGAAGAAGAACAAGAAGAAGACCAAGAACAAGAGGAAGAACAAGAACAAGAGGAAGAAAAUUAUGAGAAAGCCACAAACCAUGAAAUCGACGAAACACCGAUACCUGAAGUUAAAGAAAAUUCGGAAGCAGCUCCUCAACAGGACGAUAAAGAAGACUAUGAUAAUGAACUAGAAAGAGAAGUUACAUCUAGCCAAAGUCCAAGUUCUGAAAAUUAUAUCAAAAAUAUUGAUGACAACAAUCAAUUUGAAAUAAAGAUAAUACAUUCUGGAAGUGAAAAAGGACUUACUGAAGAAGAGGCGAAGAAGAAUAAAUCAAAGUCUGGUGUAAUACAUCAAUGUCAUCUAAUGGAUCCUCACACCAUGAAAGCAUGUUUGAAGAUUUUUUACGGUAAAAACGAAUUGUUGAGACAUCAGGAAUUCGUUCAUGCAACAAAGAAAAAAAUAUAUAAAUGCAUUUAUUGUUCACGAAACGGAACUAAGGUACAAAGUUACCCGAGACACGAUUCGCUUGCAAGACACAUAAGAAGGAAACAUGGUAUUACUGGUAAGGAAAAUAAGAUGGCGGUCAAUUAUGCUAAAGAGAAUGUGGAAGUAAUUGAUGAUCCUAGCAAAUUACCUCGCAACCAAUCUUCAGGACAAUUUGGUAAGCCUUUGCCUCGUCCACAAUUUUUGAAUAGCGAUUUUACGAUAAAAUCAAGUUAUGCCGGAUUUUUGCUGUUCAGUACUCGAGAUGGCCAAAGUAGAAACCAACCGGGAAGCUCUUCGUCCAACAAGUCGAAAGCAACUAAUGACUCAGACGCAUUAACGCCACCAAACGCAUCCGUGAUUUCCAAUACGUCUGUAAUCUCCAAUACAUCCCCCGAUACCACCGGCGUUGAUAAAUCUCCCAACCCCGAUAAUCUGAGCUUACAUUCUCAAAGCGCGGCAUCACCUUCUACAAGUCCAUCUCGUGGCAACGUUAAUAUCAACUCGGUUAAUUUCAAUAAACCGGAGGCGUCUGUCAUAAAAGAUAAUUUCCAAAAAUUUCGGUUUUCUAGCCCGCCACAACUGCAUAAAUACCAAUUUGAAGCUGAUAAAGACUCGAGCGCAGCCAACCCUCAUGCUCACUCGAUAGAUAUAGCAAAUUUGAAUUCCUCCAUUUCAAACUCAGUUCGAAAGCUAAAUUCCAACGAGGAAUUGUCUGAAGCCGAUCUCCUAAGUUUGGAUCCAUACAAUUUACCAUCAUCAGUUUCUCCAGAAGAAGCUUCAAAACUCCAAAGCGUGAUUUUAGAAUUGCGUAAAAAGCGAGAUGACUCUAAAUCAUGA